UCCCCCCCUAACCUAAUCUAGCCGCCCCUCUCGUCGUCGUCUCUCUGACUCACAGUCCCACUAUAGCAUCACCAUCAGAGAAAGACGCAGGCAAACCCUCAACCUCCAAUCGUCGGCGUCGCUCACUGUCAGGGAGCGAGUGUUAGAUCUUCAUUCUUCGAGGCAUCCCUCUCUGUCCCUCCGACCUCCAGCCACUGUCAGAAUUCACAGCCUCCGACCUCCAGCCAAGCGCCUCACCACCAAUACUCCAGCGCCACUUCCAGCUCCGUUGCCCGCUUCUCCGCAGACCUCCGACCUCCAGUCAACUCAUCAGUCACUUGCUUCGGAAUGGUGGGACUAUCUCUUGGAGAAAAGUACUUCAUAGAGGGUGGCAUUGCUCAAGACCUUCGUGCUGAUGGUCGAAAGAGAUUAACUUACCGUCCUAUUUGUGUUGAAACUGGAUUUAUACCCCAGGCAAAUGGUUCAGCAAGAUUCAGGAUGGGGGCAACAGAUGUUAUUUCCAGUGUGAAGGCUGAACUUGGAAAGCCGAGUUCUUUGCAACCUGACAAAGGAAAGGUCACCAUAUAUGUUGAUUGUAGUCCAACCGCAGAACCAAUGUUUGAGGGUAGAGGGGGUGAUGAGUUGUCAAUGGAACUCUCAGUUGCUCUUCAGCGUAGUCUCUUGGGUGGUAAAAGUGGAGCUGGGGCUGGAAUUGAUCUCUCAUCUCUAAUAGUAGUGGAAGGAAAAAUUUGCUGGGAUCUUUACAUUGAUUGCCUUGUUGUUAGUUCAGACGGGAAUCUGCUAGAUGCCCUAGGUGCUGCAAUUAAGGCUGCUUUGAGCAAUACAGGCAUUCCAAGGGUUAAUGUUGCAGCUGGUGCGUCAGGCGAUGAGCAACCAGAGGUUGACAUUAGUGACGAAGAAUUUCUGCAGUUUGACACAUCCGACAUCCCUGUUAUAGUUACAUUAACAAAGGUGGGUAGGCACUAUAUUGUAGAUGCCACUUCAGAAGAGGAAUCCCAAAUGAACUCCGCCGUCUCUAUUUCUGUCAACAGGAAAGGACACAUUUGUGGGCUGACUAAACGAGGUGGUGCAGGCUUAGAUCCUAGCAUCAUUCUCGACAUGAUAUCUGUGGCAAAACAUGUGAGUGAGCAGCUAAUGAACAAAUUAGAUUCUGAGAUUGCUGCAGCUGAAGCUGAUGAAGACGAAUCAUGACAUUGUCAGCCCCUCUGACUGUUUUUAUCUAGUGGUAGUUUUGAUAACUUACAUAGGUGAUGAAAGGUAGAAUGACAUGUUGUACAAUUUCCAUGUAUUUUUAAAAAUAGCGAAUUUCACAGAGCUGAGUCUGCUUAAUUAUCAGCUGACAGCUUAUGUUUUGAAUGGAAUUAGGCAGGCUUUUACUGCAUCA
Molecule: messenger RNA, 1384 nt
Organism: Alnus glutinosa
Lineage: Eukaryota; Viridiplantae; Streptophyta; Magnoliopsida; Fagales; Betulaceae
Exons: 8
Coding region: 328-1191 (287 amino acids)
Biological process (GO): nuclear mRNA surveillance; U5 snRNA 3'-end processing; TRAMP-dependent tRNA surveillance pathway
Cellular component (GO): cytoplasmic exosome (RNase complex); nuclear exosome (RNase complex)
Source: RefSeq, a predicted model, not a curated record